GGUCUCUACAAAAUGAACAAGAAAGUCUGUUCAAAUAUAAUCACCCCGGCGAAAAUUUUACAUUUUAUAACAAACACCAUACCCGUCCAAAAUUCCUUGACGAUUUGGUAGGAAAUCUUACAGCACUGUUUGAGAACUUUACACAGGCAAACAUCAGGAAAUUCAACAACACAUGCAGGAAUAACUGGAAUAAUGAACCAAACGAGCAGUGUUUGCUCACGAUAGCAAGAACAGGGAAUUACAGUCUUGGAGUAGCAGUAAUGCAAAAAGCAAAUUCAACACGACACGAAUGGGAGAUACUGCACAACAAACCUCCAGAAUUUUCAAACGGAUUCCCACAUAAUAUAACUGUACAGUAUGAAAAUGGUUUUGUCUGGUCGAUAAAUGUAACGGACUUCGUCACUGAUGAUCUUACUAAACAGCAAGACCUAAAGUUUGAAGUUCAGACGAAACUGCCGAAGUCAGAAUACACAUUUGAGAAUGAUACCGGUAUAUUUACAUGGACAGUUGGCACUGGUUUAAGGUAUAUAGACACAGAUAUCGUAUUCUUCGUUAUAGACGGUUUUAAUGCAAAAGCUCAAAGAGCAGUAACUAUCAAUUACUGUGGAUGUGAGGAACCGGAACAAUGCUCUUCUGUUACCUCUAAUUCAAAUUCGACAGAUAAUGUAAAAAAAGCAUCCUGUAAUUGUCCAGAAUAUGCUACCGGAUUGUACUGCGAGAAAAUAAAAGACACAUGUCCAGAUAUUGAAUGCUACCAAAAAGAUUUAUGCAAUGCGACGACCUACCGACUAUUAGACAGCUGGCCAUGUGCUCCAUGUCCGAAUGGAAGACAUCAAGUAAUGACUCUAAAACAACAAACUUGUGAGGAUAUUGACGAGUGUGAUUCAGAUUACACUGGUAAAGAUAAAUGUCAGCAACUGUGUAAUAAUUCUAUUGGGUCGUUUACCUGUGACUGUAGAAGUGGAUACACAUUAAAUGCUGAUAAACGUACAUGUGAUGAUAUAGACGAAUGCAAGUUAUCUCCAUCAAACUGCGCAGAAGAGAAUGAGGUGUGUCAGAAUACUAUAGGAAAUUUUAGCUGCAUUUGUAUGCCAGGAUAUAGCAAGAAAAAUGGUGUCUGCAAACAAACAGAGGGUUCCAAAUAUGUUGGUUAUAUGUCUUUUACUAUCUCGGCGACAACAGAGCAUUUUUCUGAAAUAAACAAGACAAUUGAUACUCCUGAAAACAGAAAAGAUGUCCAACUGAAGCUUGCUGCAGGAUUUAAUAACACUAAAGGAUUUUUGAGUGUUGAAGUAUUCCGACUGAGAGUGGUUAUCCACCAGGGAAAGCGACGAAGGCGGGCUGCUGAUCAGUAUGGUGUUCGUGCAGAUUAUGUUGUUCACUGGAAAAAUGUAACUGACAUUAAAGUGAUAGGAGAAAAAUUGCUGGAUUCCUUUAGAAACUUCACUUCACAAAAUGGGACACUAAAGAAACUGAAAGUUGGCAAUGUCGAUAUUAGCCUCUCGUCAGCUGAAAACCACAUAAACAACGCGACGACUGAGGGUGGAUUAUGUUUAGUUCCUGGCAAAACAGACUGUGCCCCCAACAGUACUCAUUGUAUUGAUGAAGAGCAUGGCGAUUACGAGUGCCAGUGUAAAAAUGGAUAUUCACGAGCUUAUUUAAGCAAGAUAUAUUGUUCAGAUAUAAACGAAUGUGAUGCCUUUAAAAAGAAUGGUACCAUUGGAGAGCGAUGUGUACAUGGUUCCUGUUAUAACAGUGUAGGAUCUUGGAACUGUACUUGCCCAGCUGGCAGACAAUGGCAAGACGUUGGAAAUGCAACAUUUCCAGUUUACCGAUGCCAAG
Mercenaria mercenaria is the source of this 1842-nucleotide messenger RNA. Its product is annotated as fibrillin-1-like. Gene Ontology annotation, molecular function: calcium ion binding. The annotation marks the transcript as partial. The record is from RefSeq and is a predicted model, not a curated record. The transcript is spliced from 11 exons. NCBI's taxonomy places the organism in Eukaryota, Metazoa, Mollusca, Bivalvia, Venerida, Veneridae.